AACACUACAUAAUACAAUCUAGUUAUAUUACUUAUGUGCAUUUGUUUGAUUCACUUAUUAUUUGAAAAUCUUUAAGUUUAAGAACAAUAUGUAGCAGAACUUCGCGUCUCGGUCCUGUACCAAGCAACAGUACAAGUAAAGCAACAAUGAAAAAGGGAGCGCAGCUACGAUCAAAACAAAUCGAGUAAGAGAAGGAAGACAGGUUAAAGAAGGCAGGAUGUCUUUAUUUCUCAAGCGUAUGGGAAGGGAAGAGACAUUUAAUCUCCCACCUGACAAGGAGAAGAUAUUAAUUGGUCGCAGUCCUGUAUGUGAUAUCAGUUUUUCCAGUGUUUAUAUCUCCAGACAGCACUGCCAAAUAUUACGUGUUCCUCCCAAUGGUGCUCUAGUCCUUAAAAACAUAAAGAAUACCAACUGCACAUAUAUAAAUGAAUCAAAGCUGCAGGGUACAGAUAUAUCAUCAGAGCUGCAAGUUGGUUCUUGCAUUGGCCUUGGUGUGCCUCUUGAAUAUGCCACAGGGGCUGGCAUGCAAAACAAAGACUUUGUGUUCCUUAAACUUGAGAGUUCACAGUCAGCAAUUGAAACAUGGAAUAAUGCAAGAACUGAGAGUAAUAAAAAUUAUCAGAUACCACCUGUAUCUGAUGCCUCACACCCUGAUGACCCUGGUGAGAUGGCUACUCAUCAGCAAGAUGCUGUUGAGAGUGUUCAAAUAUCCAAGCAAAACAAUCAGACAUCUGUGGCAUACUUGGAGAAGAUGAGGCUUCACCUACCCUCAUUUAAAGAUGAUUUGAGCUUAGGGUCUGUGCCUAAUCAGGAGGCUUGCUCUACAUCUCAAGUUAGACCAGAUGUAUCAAAACAAAGUGAGAAAUCACAAGUACCCACCACUACCAGUAAUAUAUUGCAUGCAGAACAUAGGGGUUCACAGAGUGCAGGUGGAAGUGAAGUGGAUCCUAUAAGGCAACCAGAAAAUAACAUUGAAAAUUUUCAUUCUUGUGAACUGGAACCAAGAAAAUUUGAUCAUCCUAUAGUCCCUGUCCAAGGCAUUGAUUCCAGCCUUGAGCCCAGGCAGGGUCUCUUAAAGGAAGACACAUCUUGUAUAAGAGCAGAUGAUAGUAAAGUAGAUGUAGCUUCAAAUUGUAAAAAUUUGAUAACAGAAGCUGAAGAAUCCCACUCUCCCAUUCACAUUGAUUUGACGCAGCCAGAUCCAGACUCUCCCACAGGUGCUGCGAGAACAGUGGAAACUCAUAAAGACAGUUUUAUUUGUCUCUCAUCUGAUGAAGACUCUGUUUUUUAUUCAUUAUCUAAAAGGAAUUCAUUACAAAGUGAAGGUAAAGAAGUCUCGGGAAAAAGGAAGAGAUUAUCAUGCGUGGAACCUUCCAGUGGUGUAAGAGUGACUGAAGAUAGUGAGGGAAGCUCCGUCAAAAAAAAGAUGAGGUCAUUAUCAUUACCCAGUGGUAUAAACAGUGAUGAUGAAUCCCCAGCAUGUAAGGAUGGUAAUGCUGAAUUGCUAGGGCAUAAUAAAAGAAAUGAGAAUAAUAUCAACAAAAGUAAAUUAAAUAAAGUUGCAAAGGAUAGUGGUAGUGAUAAUAAAAUGGGCCAUGGAACUAAAAGUGUGAAGAAUUCAAGUGAUGUCUUGGAGGUCAGUGAUAGUGAUGAUGAGAUAUUUCCAUUUAAGAAAAAGAUAGACAAUGAUAGAAAGCAAGAUAACUCAAGUCAGAGUAAACAGGAAAAUGACAGUGAAUCAGUAAUACAUAACAGAAAAAUUCAGAAAAAAUUAAAAAGAGGUAUUUCCAGUACAUCUUUGCAGAGCAGUAGCAGUGACGAAGAACCAAUAAUGUUUAAGAGAAGAGCUAAUAAAAAUCGGCAGAUCAUAAAAAGUUCAGAUAGUGACUCAGAUUUUGAGGAUGUUCCUUGUAAAAAAAAUAGUGGAAAACCUUUUUCAGUGCUCAGUCUUAAGAAGGUUACAGUUCAGUUAACUAGAAUGUCGUGUGAAAUUAGUAGCCCUUCAAAUACUUCAAGAGCUAGUUUCUCUUUAGAAGGUGCUUCUACGGGUAAAAGUAACAAUAAAGAGAAUCUUUCGGGAAAUGGAAAGAACCAUUCUUCUGAGAUGUGCACUAAUGACUUGGGUAGUUGUAAGCCCAAAAAGGAGGAAACUUCUGUGAAAGAGGCAAGUCUUUCUUACAAAGGUGAAAAAGUAAGGACUCGAAACACCACCAAGGAAAAGAGAGAUGAAGUGCAGAAAGAAAGUUUUUCUCAGUUUUGUGGAUUACACACUUCUACUGUUACAUCAGUCUCUUCUAAUUCUACAGAUUCAGAGGGAAGAAAUCGACUGAUAGAGAGUGACAAAAUUUUUUCUAAAUCUAAUUCAGGGGAAGACCAAAAAUCAAAUAAAGAAGAUUCACUGGCAGUCCAGGUUGAGAUACCAACAGAUAUUAAGAUAAAAACAGAACCUUUAACAUCAUGUGACCAGGAAAAUAAUUUCAUGUACUCUCAGGUGGGUGAUGAAAUAUGGCUAUCUAGUGAUGAAGAAGAUGGUUCUCUUCCAUCGGGUCGUGACCCGGUUAGCCCAGAUGCGGACAUCCUCUUUUUGGGUGAGGAUGAGCACCAACCAAGCCACAUACCAGUAAAUAACUUCACUGUGAAAGAGGAACCUGUUGAAAAGGAAGGGGAUAGCAGUGGUGAUGUAAAUGAAGAUGACCAGUGGUUUCCUGUUCUUUCACAAUCAUUUCUGCAGAUCUCAGAUGAUGAGGAAGAAAAAGAUGAUGAUGAUGAUAAGGAUUUUAAAGACAGUGCUGAGAAUGCAGAAGAAUCUGAAGCCAAACCUGGACCCAGUGGAGCUAGUGACCACUUGCCUGAUAAUGAAGAUGAAGCUGAGUGGUGGCCAGUGCUCUCACAGGGAUUCUUUGAUGAAGAUGAUGAAGAGGAAGAAGAUAUUAGAAAAGAAAAGGCAGAGAGUAGUAGCAAAAGUGAAUUGGAUACCAGAGAUGAACCAAGAAGGACUGAUGACAUCAAUAAUCUUCAGUCUAUCAUAGAGAAAUUGAAGACGAAGGCUACCCGGACUUCGCAGUUGACUGAAGUCAAAAUUCCUGUACGAUACCGUGGAAGAAAUUCUCAGAGGAGAAGGAGUAAUAGUACAGAAGUAGAUGUUCAUUCAUCUACUUCAGAGGCUGUUGUCAAGAAACUAGUUGAUGAUUCAAAGAUUAUUGAGAAACAAAAGUCUAAAAGUGCAGGACUAGUCAAAAAGCAACAUAAACAGAUUAAAAACUCAGACCUGAGGAAAAAUUUAACCUCAAAAUAUAACUUGGAGUCAUAUAAAAGUACCCUAGAGCACAGGACCAAAGAAAAGCAUCAUCUUGUCAAGAAAAGUGAGAAAUCAAAAGUGCCUCCCCUAGAUUCUGUUGUAAAUAAUAAAACAGUAGAUCCUAAAUCUAGAAAAAAUAUUUCCAUCCAGAAGAAAACCAAAUCUGCCAGUGUCACCACAGAGGAUAAUCCUCGUCCCAAAGUGGCAGUUAAGGUUACUAAAAAGACACGCUCUGAAAAACUCACUGAUGUAGAUCUGUUUUCUUUACCAUCAAAAAGCAUAACAACUUCAAAAAAGAAAAAGUUUAAGAUUCCAAAGUCUUCUAACAAUGGAGCUUCUUGUUCUUCCAAGAGCAGUGAAACAACUGGAAGUGGGUUGGUACUAAGUAGGAAAAAAGAUGUUGAAGCAGAAAGCAUCUGUGUUAGAUCUGAAAAUCCUUCAAAUGAUGGCCUUUGUGAGAGACAGAAUUUAUCUGCUUCUGCAGCUCCUGUAAACAAUAAUCCAGCAAACAAGGUUGAUGAAAUUAAUAGAGGCAUAAUGAAGAUUAGCUUGAAGCGUUCUAAACUUAAAAAUGUUCACUUUCCUGAAAAAGAAGAGGAUCUAGUCAAAGUGCUUUUGAUAUCUCCCCGAAAGAAGGUGGAGAGAACAGGUCUACCAAGUGUAAGGGCGAGUGAAAUGUUACCUGAAGAAUUGAAACUUCAAAGGCAAAACAUUCCUCCCUAUUACAUGGAGUUGUUUAUCCAUCACAUCUGCCGCUGGAAUUAUGAUUGGCUGGAAAGUUACCAUCUUGCUCAAGAGAAAUAUAGGGCUGGUGUUUCAAAAGGAAUCCCUGCACCACCUCCAAUAGUUGACAGUACAAAUUGCCCAAUACUUAUCCUAUAUAGUUCAUAUAAUGACUACAGAGAAACACACAGUAAUCUCUUGUAUCUUGAGCUUUGGGAGAAGAUCUAUAAUGACUGGAUUAGAUGCAGGUCCAAUAGUAACAUUUUUCAGUCACUUAUUGAGUAUAUUCAGCCAGCUUUCAUCAGGACCAAAACAAAUGUAUUGAAGUUUUGGGCCCUGAAGUUAAUGGUAGCAAUUCCAGCAAAACAAGGUGGCAAUAAUCACAGUUUUCGACAGGGAACUCUGAUCUCCCUUAAAAUUCGCAAGGAAAGUAAAAGGAGUGUUAUUUUUGGCUAUGUUGAUCAUGUAAUGGUCAAUAAUAGAAGCACAGCACAGAAUCAGGCACUUUCCCAGAUGGGACCUAACCUUACACUUGGAGUUAGAGUUGUCAAGGAUAUAAUUGAAACUGUGAGGCCUGGAGCAGUAAUUGUAAUCAGUGAUAUUUCUUACAUUCGUCCUAACUGUCGGGUUUGGGAGACCCUCCAGAAGUUGCCUCUGUCUCCCUUGUGUCAAGAUAUUCUCUCUCCAACUCCUCUGGCAUUCUCAUGUAAUAGGAAAACUGAAUAUCUGGUUAAAGAAUUACCAUUAAAUGAAGCACAAACAAGAGCUGUAACUGAAGUGAGCAGCAAGUGCAUGUUUGAUUCCAUUGUGCCAAAGAUAAGCCUCAUCCAUGGUCCUCCAGGAACAGGCAAGACAAGUACCAUUGUUGCUCUUAUUGCCCAAAUGGCAAUGAUUGGAAGCAAGCUUUAUCCAGGAAAAAUGCCACGUUGUAAGGUGUUGAUAUGUGCUCCAUCUAAUGCAGCAGUUGAUGAGCUGACUCUGAGACUCAUCAACUUGCGUAAUAUUGGGCUGAGUCUGCGUGUUGUGAGAGUGGGAUUUCGGGCAAAUGAUCAUCCUGUGGUGAGGAAUUUUGCAUUGGAUCAGUUUGUAAACAAGCAAGUUCAGAUGGAACUGUCCAUUCCAAGAACCGAGUCUGCAAGGCAGGAACUGCAAAGGACCAAAAUCUUGGUACAGCAAAUUGUAGAGGACCUGGAAAGGGCUCGGAUGGAGGGGAGACUUAAUGAAGUGCGCCAGUUAGAAAUUCAUCUAAAUGAAAUGGCCAGAGCAAAAGCAGAGCUGGAAAAAAGCUUUGUAAGUCAGCCAUCUGCCUAUGAGAAGCACCAGCUCCAUCAAAAAUGGCAAGAAGAAUUCUUGUUGAAAGCUGAAGUUGUUACCACCACUCUCAACAGCUGUGUUUCAGGAACAAUUGGAGAAAUGGCUGCUAAAUACCCGAACCAUUUCACUUGCUGCAUUGUAGAUGAAGCAGGACAGUGUCAAGAAACUGAGACAUUAUUACCUCUUCUUUUUGGUAUCAGGAAGUUAGUGUUAGUAGGUGAUCACCACCAGUUACCGGCCACAGUGUUGUCCCAGCUGGCUCAAAGCAAAAACCUCAGGAAGUCACUAUUUGAACGACUACAUCAUCGCCUGGUUCUAGAGCUGCAGCAAGAGGAUGUGGUACACACACUCAAUGUGCAGUACCGCAUGCAUCCCCAAAUAGCAGAGUGGCCAGCCUGCUAUUUCUACCAGAACAAACUUAGAUCUGAAGUCAGCACCCAGCAAAGCACCACUUUCAAUCCAUACAUGAUUUUUGAUCUCCAGACUUCCCAGGAGCAGAGGCACCAGAAUAUGGAGAUCUACAAUCCAGCAGAGGCAUUCUUUGUGUGUAUAUUGCUGGAGGUAAUGCAACCCCAACUCAAUGGGAAGACAGUUGGCGUCAUCACACCUUACCAGCGCCAGAGAUUCUACCUGGAAGAAAAAUUGAGCAAGCUGAAGGGGAAAAUGGAUAUUUCAAUAAACACAAUUGAUGGGUUCCAGGGUCAAGAGCGAGACGUGAUCGUGCUCUCCUUUGUCCGUGCCAAUAAGUCUGCCAGCAUUGGCUUCCUGUCCCACCGGCAGAGGCUAAACGUGGCCCUGACCCGCGCCAAGGAAGUGUGCUACAUAGUUGCUAGUCUCUCCUCUCUGGAAGGCAACAAGGAAUGGAGUUCACUCAUAAAGAACGGCAGACAACGUAGAAUUAUUUGUACUGUAACAAGUAAAGAGGAAAACAACAAAGGAUUCAUAAAAUAUGCAAUAGAAAAUAAGGCAAGUGUUUAGAAUGUAGUAAAGAGAGAUAUUAUAGCAGCUUCUUCACACCUCUAGGAGAAAAUAAUGUGAUAUACAACUUUAACAUUAAAAAUAUGAACGUGUUUUUGUAAUGGAUCUUUGCUUCUUAAAUGGGAGAAGACUGGAAGUCUCUUGUUCAUUUGUAUUUAUGACUAUUAAAGAAUAUCAUUUAAAUCAUUUGAACUAUGGACUGAUAUACCAUUGUGAUACUGCAUCAUCAUCCAUCAUCAUCAUUACUGUAGCAUUUUUCCUACAAGAUUUUCUUUCAUUACCAUAGCAUUUUUCAUACAAAAUUUUGUGUUUUCAUGAGCAGGUAUAAAGCCCACUUUUCUAAUCUUAUAUUGAGGAAAUUAUUCUGUGGUGUAAAUUAGGAAAAUUAUUAAAGGAAUAAUUCCUUAGUUUAAGUUUUACUAUCUGCAUUAUGGGAACAAAUUAAAAUAAUGAAAUUUUCCCUAAAACACUGAAAGUGACAUGCAGUCUGCAUUGUGGGACAUUAUGAUACAUGCAGGUGUACAAAUGCUCAAUUAAACUUGAUUCAUUGUGAUUGUGUAUAUAACUUAAGCUGAAUGUCAUUAUGAUUUUACUUUUUGUCAUGAAACCAUGUCAUGAAGAUGAAUGGCUUACCACUUCAAGAACAGCCAAGAGAAAUCUUGUUUUUAUGACAACACAUGCCAAAUGCUAAUGUACCCAAAUGCUAAUGUGCAAACAAGCUUAGUGACAAAUUAAUUUUUAUUACCUGUUAGAGUGGCCAUCAUCUCGAGCUUGGGCAGCCUCAGUAAAGACUCCCUGAUUGGGCCUAGAUGAGUUCAUUUUGAGGAUCAUGAAAAUAAGUACAAACAAUAAUGUUAUGUAAACCCAACAAUCAUUAGACCUCACAUCUAGCUCACUGCUUGUUGCUACUUACCUUGUAUUCAGCAAACAUACAUGACCUACGAUAGGAGCAAGUAACAUCACCAUGCCAUUCUUGAAGUUUAUGUGAAGGAAACUGGAAAAUGUUGUGAAAAGCUGAGUGCUAAUCUUUAUUUGUGUAUGGACAUAACACAUUUUUUAUAUUCAUUAUUAUUAUUCUUUGUAAUUAAUGACAUAUGGAAUAAUGUAAGUGGAUAUGUAAUCCCUGUUUCCAACAACUCAUACAAUAUUAAAAUUUGUAAUGUUUUAAAUCAGAAAAAUAUUUCAUGUUCUAUCAGUCAUAUUUAGUAAAACAAUACUACCAAAAAAUUUUUGGAUUUUUCAUAUGUCAUUUAUGAAAUAAAAAACAAUGAAGAAAAUUAAAUAGAUGGGUAUAAAGCAUGGGUACCUGCAUCCUUUUCAUAUUUUGACACUACUAAAACAAGUAGCUGUUCAUCCUCCUCAUUCUUUAUUCUUCUGGGUGCUUUACCCUUCUCUGUCAUAGCACUAUAUGGAUGAGCAGCUCGUACAUGACUGGCUACUACAUCAUUAUGUACACAGCAGGAGAUGAAGCCACUUCAAUCUUGUUUCUGUUCAUAUUCGAACAAAUAUUCCAUGGAAAUACAGUUUUCUUUAACAUAUCUUAUUUUUGAAUGAGCAGUUUUUAUAGUUUUUACUCUAAUAUUUGUAUUAUAUUUCAUAAAUCAAGCCUUAAAAUAUUUUUCAAGUAUUUGUAAAUAAUGUAAGUAGCUUGGUCUUAUUAAAAUAAUGAAGAAUAGGAAACUUAACUGCUUCCAUGCCAAGAAGCAAAAUUUGGCACUCCUGUUUGUAUUGAGUUGUUAGAGAUUGGAAUUGUACAUGUUAACAUUAAAUGUUUAUAUAAAUAUUUCAUUCCAUUACUACAUGUUAACAUUAAAUCUUUAUAUAAAUAUUUCAA
Molecule: messenger RNA, 8147 nt
Organism: Scylla paramamosain (green mud crab)
Lineage: Eukaryota; Metazoa; Arthropoda; Malacostraca; Decapoda; Portunidae
Exons: 7
Coding region: 218-6313 (2031 amino acids)
Biological process (GO): termination of RNA polymerase II transcription
Cellular component (GO): nuclear body
Molecular function (GO): transcription termination site sequence-specific DNA binding; protein binding; helicase activity
Source: RefSeq, a predicted model, not a curated record